Populus euphratica (Euphrates poplar) is the source of this 1118-nucleotide messenger RNA. RefSeq names its product non-specific lipid transfer protein GPI-anchored 2-like. NCBI's taxonomy places the organism in Eukaryota, Viridiplantae, Streptophyta, Magnoliopsida, Malpighiales, Salicaceae. The transcript is spliced from 3 exons. Gene Ontology annotation, molecular function: lipid binding. Gene Ontology annotation, biological process: lipid transport. The record is from RefSeq and is a predicted model, not a curated record. Bases 381 to 893 code for a protein of 170 amino acids.
AGAACAACAAAGCCUGCUGCUUUGGACAGCUUAUACAUCUUAGCUGCUUGGUACCAGAAGAAACGUCAGCCAGUAGAAGCUGUUCACCCAUAGAGCCGACCUUCAGAACGCCACAUGUAAGCCUCGCAGCAAAUUUCCAGGGUCUCCGAGUAUGAACAGCUUGAGGUCGAAGCUGGCCUAGUUGACUAGAAAGCCCAUUGUUGGAAAUUAGGAAGAGUUGGUCACCCACAUAACGGAUCUUCUCAGUUACCUGUUCUUGCAUCAGAUCCCUAUAAAUGCCAUACCCUUUUCUCCCCGUUCCAUCAAGCUAAUCAAACUCAAUAGUUACAAGAGAUCUUCACAUUCCACGAGCAUUUCCAAUACCUAAGUGAAGAGAUUCAAUGGCCCACACAGCGAUGUCAAUGGGUUUGGCCAUGGUCCUGGUGACCAUGCUUUGGGCAGGAGCCAUGGCUCAAUCAGAUUGUACAAAUGUUUUAAUCAGCAUGUCACCGUGCCUAAAUUACAUUACAGGGAACUCCUCAACUCCAUCCUCACAAUGCUGCACUCAGCUAGCUAGUGUUGUUCGCUCAUCACCCCAGUGCUUGUGCCAGGUUCUUAAUGGCGGUGGCUCAUCACUAGGGAUCAAUGUCAACAAAACUCAGGCUAUAGCCUUACCUGGUGCUUGCAAUGUGCAAACUCCACCCAUCAGCAGCUGCAGUGGUGCCUCUCCAGCAGGCUCACCUGCGGGAACACCAGAAGCUUCAAGCACCCCUUCAGGAACUGCAUCCAAAACUGUACCAUCAACACAAAAAGAUGGAACAUCAGGCGGAAGCUCCAUGGAUUUCUCAAUCUCUAUACUGUUCUUCCUUCUCUUUGCCGCUUCAUAUGGUUCAACCUUCACAGAGAUUUUCUGAUCAGCCAGCUCGUCAACACUUACACUAUAAUUUACACAUUGCAUAUCCAUGGUCAUUGUUGUAUGAUAUAAUAUAUUACCGAGUGUCAGUUGAGGGUGCAUGUAUUGUUUACUUUUUUUUGCGACCUCAUCGAGGUUGGUGUAGUUUUGUAUUACUGAAGAGACGUUUGCUCUCUUCCCUUCCUAAUAACACAUAUUUAUGAUCUAUCAUGUAGGACAUUACACA